Striga asiatica is the source of this 2121-nucleotide messenger RNA. Lineage: Eukaryota; Viridiplantae; Streptophyta; Magnoliopsida; Lamiales; Orobanchaceae. The record is from the annotation of a GenBank genome assembly.
ACGAAGCACAAAUUAAUUUCAAAGAUUUUAAUAUUUAGCCCCUUUUGCCUUCUGCCACACACUGAAAUGACUCUGGUUUAGCUGAAAGCGCCGCCCAUAGUCACCCAUGCCUCCGCCGUCAAUCGCCGCCGCUCCACCAAUUGCCACCGCGCCGGCACUCUAUUCUCUCACUCCUAUUAAAAAGAUACCAUUUUUUCACCACCACCACCACCACUCACUUUCUUCUCCACCUCUCAAUUUUUCGAUUUUGUGGAACUCAAGUAGGAGUAAGCUUACUCAUGGCCCAGCUUCAAGAAUUUUGUUAAGCCGUCCUCUUGCUAUAAUCUCGAGACAUUUCUAUGAGGGGAAAGGAAGCAAUGCGUUUGAUCCAGAGCUUAGAUCAGUGCUUGAGCUUGCCACUGAUUCUGAAUUGUAUGAACUUGAAAGAAUUUUAUUUGGUCCGAGUUACUUCAGUCCACUAUUGAAAUCAAUCUUGAGAAGUGAUGGUGAUGAUGGUAUUAUGAUUGGAGAAGACCCAAAUGAAAGGGAAGAUUUUAUCACGAGGCUCGAAUCUCGGUUCUUGUUUCUGGCAGCUGAUGCAAGAUCAACACUGAGGGGCUGGAGACCAUCUUAUAGAAAAGUAUUGCUUGCGGUUAGGAAACAACUUAAGAUACCUUGCUCGAAAGAUCUCUCGGCAGAAGACUUAGAAGUGGAGAUUUUUCUGCAUCUUUUGCAAGAAUACUCGAGUGAAGAACCCAGUAAUUUUUCAAGCUCCAAUGGUGGCUCAAACAAUGGCGACGAGCCUAAUGACCUAGAAUUAGGCCUCAGCCUUUGGAAGGUGCAAAAGCUUGCAGCUUUAGGGAUUGGAGCAACAGAGCUCAGAUCAAUAAUAAUGAAGGGUGGUGGAAUGCUUACACUGGAAAAGCUGAUGGAAUUGGUGGGAGGGAGAUUAUCGACGAAGAUGCUUUCGGAAGCUGCCAAAUAUCGGAUAAAAAAAGAAGCCAUUAAUAAGGGUGGAAAGUUGGCGGCUAUUCACCUGGAAUCUGCUAUGGGUUUGCUGGCUGCUAGACAGGGUCUAAAAGCUGCAGCUACUCGAUAUCUGGGGCUUAGGAGUGUGACUCAGUUACUUGGUCCAAUAGUGUGGGGUACUUUACUGGCUGAUGUUGUUAUUCAAAUGCUCGGCACUGAUUAUGCUCGGAUAUUGAGAGCCAUUUAUGCAUUUGCUCAGAUUCGAAUCUACCGCUCGUACAAAACGGCAUCCGAGGUUAUGUGAGAUUUUGUUGGAGUUUAUGAUGUUUUGAUCUUUCUGGUGUUUCUGUAAAAAUGUCAUCACUUUUUUAACUCUUACAAAAUCUCCAAGUGGUAAAGGUUUUUGUUUGGUAGUAAUUGAUUGGUGAUUUAGGGUUGCACAAAGUGUUUCAUCACACUUUGAAAUGGAAAUUUCUUUGAACUUCACAUGUAAUUGUGCAUAACUUUCUUUAUGUUAUUAAAUUAAAUUGUUUAGUGUACAUGUUGUGCACUUGUUCAUUGUUGUAAUAUAUUAUAUUUUAUAUUUUACUCUAAAUUCAGUUUUGUAGCCGCUCGUGAGAUAAGAUGAACUGAGAUUGAGCUCGGUUAAGGCUCGUUUAGUUAAAAAGACUAGCUCGACUCAGCUCGUGCGUGAAAAUAAGAGUUUUUGCAUAAUUUAAGCCGUUAAGACUCGUUACCGAUCUGAGUUAAAGCUCUUUAUAAAAAGAAGUUUGUUUUUUUCUCUUCAAACUAUUGAUCUCUAUUUGGAAGACAAGGAACCAUUGGGUAUUCAGAAAAACCUGGAGAAAUGCAAAAGCAACUGUGGACGCAGCUAUUAGAGACUGGAUUGAAUUCAGCAAUCCACUGCCUUCUUAGACUUCUGGAUAUUUAUUUAUUUUAUUUCUGCUUAGAUUCAGUUUAUUCUUGUGUUUUCCUUGUUUUGUAAAAGCCUACUAGGCCCUCUGGUGCAGUGGUAUGACUUUUAUCUUUUGAAGAGCCUUGUAUAUUGCUUUUGUUAGGCCCUGAUAUGAAGUCACAAACUGUUGGUUCCAGCUCUUUAAGACUGCCAAAGUUUGAUCUUCAUAUUGGUUUUUUUUGGUCACCUUUUGGUGCUUUAGUUAUCCCUAUGGGAUC